CGACGAUGCCAGCGUUGUGCUGGCGCUGUGCUCUACCUUUACUGUCUCUGCUCGGCUGGAGCUGCACACCAAGAGGGUCUGCUCGUCCUUUUGAAAAACAAUGGCAACAACAGUGAAACUGAACACCGGUGCACAAAUGCCCAUUGUGGGACUGGGAACAUGGAAGUCUCCCCCUGGCAAGGUCACAGAGGCGGUGAAAGCAGCCAUCUCUGCGGGUUACAGGCACAUCGAUGGCGCUUAUGUCUACCAGAACGAGGCAGAGGUGGGAGAGGGUGUUCAGGCCAUGAUCAAGGACGGCGUGGUCAAGAGAGAGGAUCUUUUCAUUGUUAGCAAGCUGUGGUGCACUUUCCAUGAGAAGUCCCUGGUGAGACAAGGCUGUGAGAAGACUCUCAGUGAUCUUAAGCUGGACUACCUAGACCUUUAUCUAGUGCACUGGCCCAUGGGUUUCAAGGCUGGAAGUGAGCUUUUUCCUUUGGACAGCGCAGGAGAGACAAUCAAUGAUAAUACCCACUUCCUGGAGACAUGGGAGGGGAUGGAAGAGCUGGUGGAUGCAGGUUUGGUCAAAGCCAUCGGUGUCUCCAACUUCAACAAGGAGCAGAUUGAAGCCAUUCUCAACAAGCCAGGCCUCAAGUACAAGCCUGCCAACAACCAGGUGGAGUGCCAUCCGUACCUGAACCAGGAGAAGCUGAUCAACUUCUGCCACUCUCAGGGCAUCUCGGUGACUGCUUACAGCCCCCUGGGCUCUCCUGAUAGACCCUGGGCCAAACCUGAAGACCCCUCACUGAUGGAUGACCCGAACAUUAAAGCCAUCGCUGAGAAGCACAAGAAGACAUCUGCUCAGGUCCUGAUCCGAUUCCAGGUCCAGAGGAACGUGAUCGUGAUCCCCAAGUCGAUCACACCUCAGCGCAUUCAGGAGAAUUUCCAGGUGUUUGACUUUGAGCUGACUGAGGAGGAAAUUAAGACUAUUUUAGGAUUUAACAGGAACUGGAGAGUCUGUCCCAUGCAAUGGAGCACAAAGCACAAGGACUAUCCAUUCAAUGCUGAAUUCUGAAAUGGGGAAAAAUGAUUUUCCACAGGUUUACAGUGGGUGCUGGUGCUUACUUCUCUCCCCUUUAGGCUGCUCGCUUUCCGGUUCUUUAGAGCAGUACGCAAUGCUGGUGUGGCCUUCUAUCAGACUUUUAUUUUCAUGUUACAUCUCUCAAGAGAAACACUGACUUCUUUUGUUAUCCACACUACACACACUCCCAAGUACUUAUUAUACCCAAUUUAAAAUGCUCAAUUUAUACAAAUUACAGCCACUAUGGGUAUGAGUUUUGCAUUAAUACAAUGAGUAUUAGCGUCUUCUCCUUACAUGGUCAUUUUCAAGUUUUAACAUGUUUUUUUUCUUUGGCUUUACUUUGUGAUCCGUGUUGCAUCUGCAGUUACUGAAGAACCAAAAUGUGUGCCAUAUUCAGUACAGAUAAAAUCUUUUUAAAGAGUUCUGAAUUAGUUCUGAGCACAGAAUAAGCAGUUUACAAAAACAUGGACAUUUGUCAGUGUUUUGUCUGUAGUCUUACACGUUUUGUAGUAUCAAAUGUAAGAGGGGAAAAAAACAACCUAUAGUAAAUUCUCAUAGCCAAACUAAAAGGCAAAAUCAGUAUUUAGGUCAAAUUUUUUUCCAUAGCACAAAUAUGAUCCAUCCAGAGAUUUAUCAAACUUGAAAGCACUCCUUGUGUAACUAAGCCUGUUUUUCCUUCCUGUUUCAGUUUGUGACAAGGUUUAUUUGUACUUUUUGCAGGUAUUUGUCCCUAUUGAGCAUAUGCAUUUGACAGCAAAAUUCAAAGGACUGUUAUCUCUGUGUAAUAUAGAGCAUAUUACCUCGGCUUGUCAUAAGAUGACAUGGGUACUUCCCAUCAUUACAUGUGAGUCAUAUAUGCCAUUUUCUAAUCAUGUGUAUUAACCCUGUUAUGAAAUAGUCGCUUUCACUUCCUGUGUGAGCUUUUUUUGUUGUGCAUUACAAUAAAGUCCUGUGGGAUAAAAUAAAACAA
Messenger RNA from Dicentrarchus labrax (European seabass), 2027 nucleotides. Its product is annotated as aldo-keto reductase family 1 member B1. The coding region runs from base 101 to 1051 and encodes 316 amino acids. The record is from RefSeq and is a predicted model, not a curated record. Gene Ontology annotation, molecular function: aldose reductase (NADPH) activity. NCBI's taxonomy places the organism in Eukaryota, Metazoa, Chordata, Actinopteri, Moronidae. The transcript is spliced from 10 exons. Gene Ontology annotation, cellular component: cytosol.